GUGGGCGUGUCCUCGGCGCCGUCAGCCAAUCAGAACGCGGGGAUGCGCGGAGGGGGCGUGGCCCGGAGUUGUAAAAGGGGCGUGGCCUGCGCGGGUUUCUCAAUGGAGCGGCGGCGGCCGGCGCGCGGCGCAUGCGCGGUCGGGGCGGCGAUGGCGGGGGGGUCCCGGGGCGCGGCGCGGAGCUGCCCCCGCCGCCAGCACCGGAGCGGGAGGAGCGGCGAGCCCGGGGCCGCCACUGCAGCGGGAGGAGGCGGCAGAGCGAGGACGGCGGCGGGAGGAGGCGGCGGCGGCGCGGAAUGACAUGACGGCGCCGCUCGGGCUGCCCCCGCGCUGGCCCGACGCGCUCGGCUGCCGCUGCGAGGACGCGCCGCGGGAGAAAGCGCGCAUGGAGAGCCUGGGCCACUGCCGGGAGAGCCUGGGCCACUGCCGGGAGAGCCUGGGCCACUGCCGGGAGAGCCUGGGCCACUGCCGGGAGAUGCUGCCCCACGCCGGGCUGGCCGCCCCGCCCGCCGCCCCGGCCGCCGAGGGCGCGGCGUUCGCGGAGCUCUCGGGCGCGGAGCAGCCCCGGCAGUGCCCGUCGGGCUCGCUGGGCUACGGCUACCCCCCCUUCGCGCCGGGCUACUACGGCUGCCGCCUGAACCUGCCGCAGAAGCCCUGCGGGGGCUACCACGCUGCGGACAAGUUCGCCGAGGCCGGGGGCUCGCUGGCGGGCGAGGAGCUGCCGCCGCGGGCCAAGGAGUUCGCCUUCUACCCCGGCUUCCCCGGCUCGUACCAGGCCGUGCCCGGCUACUUGGACGUGUCGGUGGUGCCGGCGCUGGGCGCGCACCCCGAGCCGCGGCACGAGGCUUUGCUUCCCAUGGAAGGAUACCAGCCCUGGGCGCUGCCCAACGCCUGGGACGGGCAGGUUUACUGCUCCAAGGAGCAAUCGCAGUCCGCGCACCUCUGGAAGUCGCCGUUCCCAGACGUGGUCCCGCUGCAGCCCGAGCCCAGCCCGUUCCGCCGGGGCCGCAAGAAGCGCGUUCCCUACUCCAAGGCGCAGCUGAAGGAGCUGGAGAAGGAGUACGGCGCCAGUAAAUUCAUCACCAAGGAGAAGCGGCGGCGCAUCGCGGCCGCCACGGCGCUGUCCGAGCGCCAGGUCACAAUCUGGUUCCAGAACCGCCGCGUCAAGGAGAAAAAGGUGGUGAGCAAGGGCAAGGCCGGACACCUGCACAACACCUGAAAAAACGGGAAAAAACGGUGAAAAAAUGAGAAAAAACGGUGGGAAAAUGAGAAAAAACGGUGAGACAAGGCCAAUAAAAAGACAAAAAAAAUGGGUGGAAAAAAGACCCCAAAAAAGGCCAAAAGAAGACCAAAAAAAAAAAAAAAGAAAAAAGAAAAAAAAACCUUAAAAAAGGCAAAAACAAGGUGAAAAAAGUCCCCGAAAAAGGCCGGAAAAAGCCCCCCAAAAAGGCCGAAAAAAGACAAAAAAGAGGCCAAAAGAAGACAAAAAAAGGCAAAAAAAUACCCACUAAAAAGGCCAAAAUAUAAAAAAUACAAAAAAGGCGAAAAAAAGGCUAAAAACGGCUAAAAAAUUAAAAAAGGGGAAAAAAAGGCAAAAGACAGAAAAUAAAAGUACCACACACAGAAAUAAAGAAAAAAAAAAUCCCCCCACAAAAACCGCAAGAAAAAGGGAAGGCAGAAGCGUUAAAAUUCAGUUAAAAUUCAGUUAAAAUUCAGUAUUUAUCCUCGCACCGCCGGGACUCUGCGGAGUUAUUUAAAGAGAAUUAUGCUUAAAAAUAAAAUUAAUAAUGAAAAAAAAAAUUAAAAAUUUCCGACUUCUCCGAAUCUCCAAAGCUUGGAAACGCCAGCGCGGGUUUGAGGUUAAAAUUCACUUUUUAUCCUCGCGCCGCCGGGACGCUGCUCAGUUAUUUAAAGAGAAUUAUUCUUAAUUAUAUAUAUAUAUAUAUAUGGAAAAAAAACCGACCCCAUUGCCCCGAAACCUCCGAAAUGCCGGCGAGGAUUUGAGGGGGUUUUGUUCCUUUUUUUUUUUUCCCUCCCGGUCAAAAAAACAAACAAAAAAUUCCCAGGAUUUUGGGAAAAAACCAAAUUCCGACCCCAAAACCCCCAAAAUACCAGCGCGGAUUUGAGGGGGUUUUGUUCCUUCCCCUCCCGGACAAGAAGAAUUCCCAGGAUUUUGGAAAAAAACCAAAUUCCGACCCCAAAACCUCGAGAAUUCCCAGGAUUUUGGGGAUCCGUGGAUGUUUCGCAGAGGAAAAAAGGAAAAAAGGACAACUGGACUGACCCUUGAGCGGAGCGCGCGGUGAGAGCAGGAAAUUCCCGAUUUUCCC
This is a messenger RNA of Prinia subflava (tawny-flanked prinia), 2327 nucleotides long. It is a transcript of the gene HOXC13, whose product is annotated as homeobox C13. Lineage: Eukaryota; Metazoa; Chordata; Aves; Passeriformes; Cisticolidae. Bases 302 to 1219 code for a protein of 305 amino acids. Gene Ontology annotation, molecular function: RNA polymerase II cis-regulatory region sequence-specific DNA binding; DNA-binding transcription factor activity, RNA polymerase II-specific. Gene Ontology annotation, biological process: regulation of transcription by RNA polymerase II. The record is from RefSeq and is a predicted model, not a curated record. The transcript has 2 exons.